AUGGUUCAUCUGAAUUUAAUCCAAUCAAAUGGUUCGCAACGGGGGGAGAAUUUAAAAGCUUUGACAAGAGGCGAAACGCCACUAUUGGAAACAUAUAGCUCAUUGAAAAAACUAAUCCAUGUCAUUGCUUAUAUAAAACGGGCAAUUCACAAUUUCAAAUGCAAAACAAACAGAAAUGAUCGUAUUACUGGCCCUCUCUCACCCGAAGAAAAAGACGAUGCCGAACUUAUCGCCAUUCGCAUCGAUCAGGAAUUAAAUUUAACUAAUGAGCUAAAAAGUUGUAUUGCAACCACGAGCGAUCCGUUACCUGCUUCUUUUUCACCUCCAAAGAAAAAUAACGAUCGCACCAUUUGGUAUGAUCAGGGAAAAAUGGUACUCCGUUUAUUUGGUCGCAUUGCGAGUGACAAUUUAUCAUUCAAUGAGAAAUUUCCAAUUUUAAUUUCAUCUAAGGGAAUUCUUGCCAAGUUACUUUUGCGCCAAAUUCACACACUGACUUUACACGGCGGCAUUCAAUUAAUGCUGCAAAUUUUGCGCCAAAAAUUCUGGAUUUUCAAGGCAAGGCAAUUAGCCAGUUCAAUAGUUCGCGCAUGUCCAAAAUGCUUUCGCUACCUUUUUAAAAAUUCCCAACAGCUGAUGGCAACAUUGCCUAUUUCACGUACAACUCCUGGUAGACCAUUCAAAACAUGCGGUAUUGAUUACAUGGGCCCAAUUGGAAUUUUGUCGCGCAGUGGCCGAAAUCCGCAAAUUACUAAGGGUUAUGUAUGUUUGUUCAUUUGCUUUGUAACUCGUGCAAUACAUUUGGAAUUAGUAAGUAACGCAAGCACUGAACAAUUUGUACAAGCGUUACGCCGAUUCAUUUCUCGCAGAGGAUCGGUUACUGAUAUUUGGUCCGACAAUGGUACCAAUUUUGUAGGCGCAAACAAUUUCUUAAAGACACUAGUUAAUGCGCAUAACGAAUGGGCACCGAAUGCGCUUGCCAACGAGUUAUCCAUAAAAUGGCAUUUUAUCAUUCCAAACGCUCCGUCUUGGGGCGGUCUUUGGGAAGCAGGCGUAAAGAGUGUAAAAAAGCAUUUUGUUCGCGUCGUUGGUACGCAAAAUUUAACCUUUGAAGAGUGUUCAACUUUGCUCACUCAAAUAGAAGCGUGCGUAAAUUCUCGCCCAAUGUAUCCAAUUUCUGAUGAUCCAAAUGAUUUAAAUGCACUUACGCCUAGUCAUUUUCUCAUAGGAGAAAGUUUAUUAACACUAGGCGAUUCUCAAGUCUUUGAAUCCAAUAAGCAUUACUUAAAAAGAUGGCAAAUGAUACAACAAAUGUAUCAAGACAUUUGGCGACGAUGGCACAACGAAUACAUUUCUUCACUGAUUCAACGGCCUAAAUGGACGAAUCAGGAGAAAAACCUGCAGACCAACGAUUUGGUUAUAAUUCGUGAGGACAAUAUGCCUCCGAGUCGGUGGAGAUUGGGUAGAGUAGUUGAAAUUUUUCCAUCUAAAGAUGGUUUGGUUCGCGCAGUUAAAAUAAAAACGCAAACUGGAGAGUAUUUGAGACCAAUCACUAAGUUAGGGUUGCUCAUAGAUGAAGACCCAUUUGGGUGGCAACAGUCGGACGGCAAAAAUAAUAACAAUAACAUUAGUAAACAAUAA
Molecule: messenger RNA, 1638 nt
Organism: Sitodiplosis mosellana (orange wheat blossom midge)
Lineage: Eukaryota; Metazoa; Arthropoda; Insecta; Diptera; Cecidomyiidae
Exons: 1
Coding region: 1-1638 (545 amino acids)
Biological process (GO): DNA integration
Molecular function (GO): nucleic acid binding
Source: RefSeq, a predicted model, not a curated record